GCGGCACAGUGCCGCGCGCACGAUGGCGAAUCCUCGGGUCAUGGCGGCGGCGAGCGCGGUCUCAGUGGGCGCCGCCAGAAGGAUGCCCGGCUCAGUCAGAUACGGCGGCGCCGGGGUAGCGGCGUUGCGGGCGGAGGAGGUGGACGCGGUACCGCCGUCGGUGCCGGUGCGCGUCGCCUACGAGCUGCAGCUGGCCGGUCACCGCUACCUCGAUGUCAGAACGGAGGGUGAGUUUGGUGGUGGGCAUCCGGUGGGAGCGGUGAACAUCCCCUACAUGUAUAACACCGGGUCAGGAAUGGCGAAGAACUCACACUUUCUCGAGCAAGUGUCGGCGAUCUUCCGCAGGGACGACGAGAUCAUCAUCGGAUGCCAAAGUGGCAAGAGAUCUCUCAUGGCAGCAGCCGAACUCUGCUCCGCUGGCUUCACUGCCGUGACGACAUCGCCGGAGGGUUCUCGACUUGGAGGGAGAACGGACUGCCGGUCAAUGGACGGUGGCAACGCGGUCAACAUCAUAAUUUGUCUGAGCAUGCUCCGAGACACCACAUCAGUGCACUGAAUAAGCAAAAUAGAGUUUGAUAUGAGCUACUCCUCUGUACCACAAUACUUGUAGAUGGGGAAACUAAUACAAGUUCCCCAACCACAAGUAUUUCGGUACAGAGGCAGUAUAGGAUGUAUGUGCUAUAUUAAUGUUAGAAUCUCCGUUCUUCACCUGA
Messenger RNA from Triticum dicoccoides, 713 nucleotides. RefSeq names its product thiosulfate sulfurtransferase 16, chloroplastic-like. NCBI's taxonomy places the organism in Eukaryota, Viridiplantae, Streptophyta, Magnoliopsida, Poales, Poaceae. The record is from RefSeq and is a predicted model, not a curated record. The transcript is spliced from 5 exons. The coding region runs from base 23 to 556 and encodes 177 amino acids.